Molecule: messenger RNA, 6655 nt
Organism: [Torrubiella] hemipterigena
Lineage: Eukaryota; Fungi; Ascomycota; Sordariomycetes; Hypocreales; Clavicipitaceae
Source: the annotation of a GenBank genome assembly
AGACCCUUUUGCCGAUCAAUGCUGCUGCGUAUAGACCGUAUAUCGUUGCUAUCCAGGCUCCGGGAAUAACCCACUCAGAUGUCGGCGGCCGCACACAAGAUUUGCUACUGUUGCUGCUGCCAGCUGCCAGCAAACACCACUACCACAUCUCCCACACCCACACACACCUCGCAUCGUCGGGCUAACUCAUUCCCCAAAGUAUCGGUCUAUCUCUCGCAAUCCCCGAUAAUCCAAGGUUAGUGCCACCAGACGCCGCAAAUGCAGUAUUUCCAGACGGAUUCGCCUCGUUGUCGAAGCUUCUCCAACUCAGCUACAGCCUUCUCAGGGAGGAGUUGAUGUACGCCGUGCUCUGCUUGCUGCCUUGCUUCUCCCCGAUUUGGAUGCUAGUGGGCAACAAUUAAGACUAAAAGCAAGACUAUCAAGUAUGCACACCACCGGAAUUCGCGUUGGCGGCGUUCCGUGGGCCUUCCUUAGCCGCGCUCUCGCAAUCGUUUGUGACCAUCUUCUCAAGACAACAUGCCGGCCCCAGCUGGGCCCUGACCUGUAGCUGCACCCUUGAACACUGAUAUUUGGGCAAUAAGACCCUUUUUGCAGCUACAAUGUAACUAAACGAUACGGGUAUAGCACGGCAAAGCCGAGAUGACUCGCUACCGACUGAUUCACUAGACAAAAACCGGCUUGUCAUGCCCACAGACGCAUCCAUCUCAACACAAACGCAAAGGAAUCACUACAAGACCUCAUUACUAGCCGUCGUGUCAGCCCCUCAUCUCGCCUUGCCAGCCGCUACGGCACGCCCGGGGAACCAUCGGAUACCACUGUGGUAUUAGUGCGUGAGGGUCUGCCCAGGGCUGAAUGGAUGCCUCUAAGGAAGCCAGCCCACCCAUGCAAGCCAGCCUAAUUGGCCGGUGCGCAGUAAACGAUACUAUUUGACUUUUUUUUGUCCUUUUUACUAAACGAAGCUAGCAAGCCAUGUAUGCUCAUCUGCCGCUCCAGGACCAAUCACAGCCCCCAUUCCCGCUAAACGGCCUGCUGCUUCUCGGCCUUACACGCUAUCCUCCCGGCCGGUUUCGCCUCCGGAAGAGCGAGCGACAUUCCCCUCGCAAUCCUGCAUGCCGCCCUCCUUCUUUUUUCACUAUUUCUUUUUUUAUUAUUUGUUUUACUCAUCUACGUCUCUUUCUGAUCCUUCGGUGCCCACCUUCGUCCCGUUUUCUCCGCAUCUUCCUUAUUCGGGGCGUCUUGAUCCACGCGCUCCCAUCACACAUACUUCCGCUGCUAGGCGUAUUCGUCCACACACCCCGACUCUGCCUAUGCCAGCACUCCUCCUCCCAGACAAACUCCCCCGAGCCGCUCUCUUGUUGCAUCAUCUGCAAGAAAUACCCGACUAUCCCCUCGCCCCGUUUGGAUCAUAUCAACACAAUCUCAUCUCUUUCACCUUGGGCUCCCCUGGUCCAUCCCACGACUUCUCACACCCCCUCUAGGCCACCCCCCAGCGGAACCGCCUUGGACAACGCCAUCUACUAAAUAAAGCUCCAGCUGCUCUUCCCUUUUCUGCUUCACCUACACCCUCACCUCACUUUAGGCCUCCAUUCUGCCUCACCAUCUCCACCAUCGACCUACAAUUCAGACUUAUACACUGCCUUGCCCAUUCUUCCGCUAGGGCUCUUGGAGUACGCCUGGACCCUGAUCGCCACGCAGUCCGCCUUACACUACCCAUUCACAAUGCCCACCUCGGACGCCGCCAAGUCGAAUAAACCGACCACGGGCACAAAAAAGAGAUAUUCGAAAACAAAACUCGGCUGUAAGACCUGCAAAAUUCGCAAGAUCCGUUGUGACGAAACCGCCCCAGUCUGCCGCAACUGUAUAAAGUCAAAUAGACGCUGUGAUGGCGUCGCUCAGCCCAUCGGCGGUCCUGGAAACGUUACGUUUACCGCCCCUCUUACGCUCACCUACUUCCGCCCAACCCAGACUGGCUGGCUCUCCCAGGACGAGAUUGCCUACUUGGAUCUCUUCCGCCACGAGCUAAUAUAUACCAUCGUGGGCGAUUCACAUUCCCCGGCUUGGAAACGCAUGAUUCUACAAGCCGUCCACGAAGAGGUUGCCCUUUGCCAUGCAGUCGUUGCCUUUAGCUCGCUGACCAGCCACAUUCGAAGCCGGCCAUCCUCGCCGUCUUCCUCUGGUAGCCCGCCCCCAGGCAUGGACAACGAAUUUGCUCUAAGACACUAUGGCAAGGCACUCGAGUCAAUGCGUCAUGUUGUCCAUCAUAACGACAGCCGCUCGAUCAACACCGCGCUAAUCUGUACCCUACUCUGCAUUUGUUUCGAACUUCGCAUGCGCGACAUUGCCGUUGCCCUAACCCACCUCGAGCAUGGCCUCCAAGUCAUCGCUGGUAAUAUGGAUUCUGUCGACAAUGCAAUCACAACAGCCUUUGCCAAACUCGAUCUCCAAGCUGCCGUCUUCCUCGGCAUGCGUCCACCCGCUCUAGAACCCGACAAAGUAGCUUCUCGAGUCUUUGUCUUUGAUUCAGUAUAUCAAGAAGCCGAUCUCAAGCUCAUGAGCAUUACAAACCACAUGUACCGCUUUAUCCGUGGCACUGCAGACGACUUUCGAUAUCGCGAGCAAGCCCCUAUCCCGGAGUUUGCUUUCGCUGAAGAGGUUGCUGUCAAUGCCCAGCUGCGUGCCUUUUACAAGAAGUAUCUAGAGUCAGUGGAAAAGACUUCCAAAAUGUCGGUUCUACAAAUUGCUCUUCUCCGCAUCAAAUACCUCACCGCCGUUAUCAACAUGGCCGGCUGUCUGGACCCAGAUGAGACCAUCUACGACCGGUAUGCUGCCGAGUUUGCCGAGAUCGUCCAACUAGCAGCUGAGAUUCUACACCAUCGUCGACAGAAACAGUCUGUUGACCGCGCCGACUUUGCUCUCGAGAUGACUAUCAUGCAGCCCCUGUAUGUAACAGGAACCAAGUGCCGCUGCCCCGUCACUCGCCGUAGAGCCAUCUCCCUCAUGCUCAGCGCCCCAGAGUCCGAAGGCCAGUGGGACAGCACCGGUAACGCCCUUGUCUGUGAGCAGGUUAUGCUCAUGGAGGAAGCCGGUAUCGAGUUUGACCUCGCCCGGAUGGGUGCUGAAGAUCUGCUGCCUAUCCCACAGGAAAAUCUCGUCCAUGCUGUGGAUAUCUACUUGGAGCCAACUCAGCGAAGAGCAUCGAUAUACCUUAGCAGACGGCUAAGUGGCUUAGAUAGAGGCUGGCAUAACCUGCGGCAGGACCUAGCAUGGUAAUAACUGCCACCUCUAGCCCAAAAAUGAUGUGAUAUGAGCUGUGGAUGAUGACUCUGUGUACACUUUUUUUUCACCGGUGUUUACUCUUGAAUUUCUAUUCUUCAUAUAUAUAUGCUGGACUUACAUAGCCUUUGGUGUUUCAUAUCAUAACUUAGUUCCCUUUCUACUUUUGCUUCUCAAAAUAAAAGAAAUAAUCUAUGCUCGAAUCAACUCCAUCUUUACGCCUCUCUUGCCCGUCUUCUCAUCCUUCUCGUCCAUGACCUUGACAAGAACCUUUUGGAAUAGCUCCACCUUGACCUCUCUACUUCCCGUAGUCGUAAGCGUAAACGUUUCUGCAUCAUACUCGCCCUGGGGCUCGACUUCCGCGAGAUCCCGCAAGCGAAUCAGGCCCUCGAUGCCAAAGCGCGGCACAAGCACCACAAAGCCGUUACUGAAGACCUUCAUGACAAACGCUUCCUCCUCGGCCACGCGGCCCUUGAGUGCUUGGCCGACAUAGUAGGCAAUGCUUGCGCGGCCUGCCAUUUGCGCGUUGCGGUGGCGCACAUUGAUAUUCUUGCACACGGCUUCCAGACGGCCGCGGCUGCGCACCGAUGGGUGCACUGCCUCGUAGUCAAUGGCCGCAGCAAGCUGUCUGUGGGCCAACAAGUCGGCGUAUCGGCGAAUAGGCGAUGUAAAGUGCGUGUAGAUCUCAGAGGCGAGACCGUAGUGGCGGAACUCGGGGUAUGAUUGCGUGCCGGAGCAAAAGUACUCAGCGCUCAUCAUACAUCUUGUGGCCAUGAUGCGAACAAGGGUGUUGAAGAAGGGUUCCUUGGGGUCGGUACAAGCGUCAAGAGAGUCUGCAAGGGCUUUGGAGGAGUCGCUGCGUAGUUCGAGGCCGCGUUUUACGCGGAGCUGUUCGGCCAGCUCGUCAAAGUUGGUCUUGGGAGGCGCACCGUGGCGACGCAGAAUGGCAGUCUGGGGGAAUGCUUCGUAAAUUUUGGCGGCGACGCUAAUGUUGGCAAACAACAUGAACUCUUCGACGAGCGAGUUGGUGUCCAGAAGCUGCUUGGUCUUGACGUCAAUGGGAUCCGACGUCUCAGACUCCAUUUGCACCUUGACCUCGGGCGAUGACAGGCUCAGUGCACCAGCAUCCAUACGCUUCUGCUUCAGCUUCUUGGAGAGCAUGAGCAGCAUGCGCAUACCGUUGGUAAGAUCAUCUUGUUGAGAUGCGUCGUCGAUGCGAAGCUGUGCUUGUUCGUAGCUGAAGGCCUCGCGGGACUUGAUGACGGAUUUGGUAAAUCGGGCACUGACAAGGUCUGCACUUUCGUCGAUUUCCCAAAUAACAGAGAAGGCGUAUCGCUCAACAUAGGGUUUUAGCGAGCACAGGUCUGUACCAAGCAGCAUAGGCAACAUGUCAAUACGCUUAUCCACCAGGUAGACGGUCGUGCCGCGGAUGCUGGCUUCUGUAUCCAUGGCAUUGGCGGGCUUGACGAAGUGAGAGACGUCCGCGAUGUGGACGCCAACCUCGUAGUUUCCGUUGGGUAGUUUUCGUGCGUGCAGCGCGUCGUCGAUAUCCUGACAACCUGGCGGAUCGAUACUGCAGAUCAAGAGGCCACGCAAAUCUUCACGGUCUCGCCAACCAGGGUCGCUGGUGUCUGCUGGUACUUUCCAGUCGUGGCCUUCUUUAGGCAAGCAGUCAAGGACCGUCUUGGGGAAUGGUCGGUACUGAACAUCCCAUUCGAGAAGUAAGGCUUCCGUCUCAGCUGCCUUGGUCUCAAGUUCGCCCAGAGAGCGAACAAAAUGGCCAACGGGGUGGCGUGAAUCGCGAUCCCAGGCAUCGAUAGUCACGAGCAAUCUCUUGCCCAGGAGUUCGGAGACUUGUCUUGUUCGUAGGCGGAUCUUGGGGAUCUUCUUGUCCAUCGGGAUAAGGAAGACACUGUCCUGUUUACGGCCCUGGCUUGAGCCGCUACCCGCCGAUGAGGGAUCAAUGUGGCCAACGUACUGGCGCCAGUUGCGCUUGACUACACCAACCACUUUAGCAGUGGGUUGGGGUUGCGAUUCUGAUGUGUUCUUCUGUGUGCGCUUCACCUCUUCCUGCAGAGCCUUGCGCUCUUUGUCCGAGAUGAAGUCUUGUCGCUCGUCUGUGUCUGCGUUCUCGUUCUUGGUAAUCGUUUCUUCCUCCAGAAUCUUGGUCGACGGUUGUUUCCAUUGAUCCUGUGGCAACAGCUCGACAACAACGAGAUCGCCAUCGACGGAGCGGUUAAUAUUUUCGCGGCCCAAAAUCAGUAGAGGCUUCGGGAAGGCUGGCACCUUAAUGGAGCCUUCAAGAUAGUUGUAUGGGGAUACGUUGAAGAUGCCCUGGUGCAUCAAGCCAGCCUUGACUCCAGUCAUCAUCUUGGAUAACGAGAAGUAUUCGGGAUAGAGUGGUUGUGUUGAUCGUUUGAAGUCUCCCUUGCCCUGAGAUUCUGCAACCAUGUCAAGAAGCUUAUCGCUAUCUUCGAGUCCCCCUACGUAUUCUCUCAAUGUGACGGCAUGUAGACCAGCGGCCUUUGCCUUGCGAAUGUUUUCCUGGUCAUCGGUCAACAUGACCACAGCUGGGAUCUGCUUCGCCUUUGUUGUUGACAGAUGCUCCCCGUACCACUUGACAGCCUGACGAACGGCUCGGUCAUUUCUAUCGUUGAUAGUUUCAUUGGCCUCUCGGGUGACAUAUGUUUCCUGGCGAAAAUCGUUGAAGAAAACAUAGAACCUCUUAUCUUCACUUUUGGUGAGACCAACUAGACGGUUAUACAACGGGAAUGACCGUCCUCGGAGCUCUUCCAAUACAGUCUGAAGAAUAAUUACGUCGUAAAAUGCAGAGCUCUGUUCAAAAAGAUCCAUCCCAUUGAGCAAAGCGUUGGUAUCUGGAAUCAGAUAGUGGCCCUGGGGAAAUGCGGCUGUAGCUGCAGGCUUCUCCGACAAAACAAAAGGUUGCACUUGGAAAUAAUUAGCUUAGCAUCUAACAUUGAGAAGGGCUUCUAUCUCACCUUCCUGGGCUGCAUUUUUGGGCGCAAUGGCCAAGCAAGCUCUGCAUAGCUUGGACGAGCAUGGAAUGUCAGUUCUGAGGUAAACUUCCCGGACGAUCUUUUGCACUUUUCCACUUCGCGUAGAUCUAACAUAAACCUUGCUAGAAAUACUAGAAGAGAGUGACUGCGGGUCCUGCGCACGUUUUAAACUGGUCAUGGCGGCGGUGCUCAGUCUGUGAUGUUUGAUGGAAGUUUUGAUGGAAGCUUGGUAAUGGAUGAGGCAAACUUCGCUGUCAGUUCUUAUCGAUAUGCUCCUAGCGAUCUUGCACAACCACAACGUGACACCCACUUUCCUACGAAUAGUAGCUGGGUUCUUUUGAGGAAGAUAACUUGAUAUAUUCUCU